This is a messenger RNA of Gymnogyps californianus (California condor), 1237 nucleotides long. It is a transcript of the gene MAPK14, whose product is annotated as mitogen-activated protein kinase 14. The coding region runs from base 25 to 1107 and encodes 360 amino acids. Gene Ontology annotation, cellular component: cytoplasm; nucleus. Gene Ontology annotation, molecular function: MAP kinase activity; ATP binding. The record is from RefSeq and is a predicted model, not a curated record. Lineage: Eukaryota; Metazoa; Chordata; Aves; Accipitriformes; Cathartidae. Gene Ontology annotation, biological process: p38MAPK cascade; protein phosphorylation. The transcript has 12 exons.
GGCGGGGCGGGCUCCGGAGCCGAGAUGUCUCAGGAGCGGCCCAAGUUCUACCGGCAGGAGCUGAACAAGACGGUGUGGGAGGUGCCCGAGCGCUACCAGAACCUUUCCCCGGUCGGCUCCGGGGCCUACGGCUCCGUGUGUUCUGCCUUUGACACAAAAACUGGGUUGCGUGUGGCUGUAAAGAAGCUGUCCCGGCCAUUUCAGUCUAUCAUUCAUGCCAAAAGGACCUACCGAGAGCUACGGCUACUUAAGCACAUGAAACACGAAAAUGUGAUUGGCUUGUUGGAUGUGUUCACCCCUGCCAAGUCACUAGAAGAAUUCAAUGAUGUGUACUUGGUGACACACCUUAUGGGAGCAGAUCUGAACAACAUUGUGAAAUGCCAGAAACUCACCGAUGACCAUGUGCAGUUCCUCAUAUACCAGAUUCUUCGGGGACUGAAGUACAUCCAUUCAGCUGACAUAAUACACAGGGAUUUAAAACCUAGUAACCUAGCUGUAAAUGAAGACUGCGAGCUGAAGAUCCUGGAUUUUGGCUUGGCCCGACACACAGAUGAUGAGAUGACCGGGUAUGUGGCUACCCGGUGGUACAGGGCUCCUGAGAUCAUGCUGAACUGGAUGCAUUACAACCAGACAGUUGAUAUUUGGUCAGUGGGAUGCAUUAUGGCUGAACUGUUGACUGGAAGAACAUUGUUCCCUGGUACAGACCAUAUUGAUCAGUUGAAGCUCAUUUUGAGACUCGUUGGAACCCCAGGGCCUGAGCUUUUGAAGAAAAUCUCCUCAGAGUCUGCAAGAAACUACAUUCAGUCUUUGUCUUACAUGCCGAAAAUGAACUUUGAAAAUGUGUUUAUUGGUGCCAAUCCACUAGCUGUGGACUUGCUAGAGAAGAUGUUGGUACUGGAUACAGACAAACGAAUUACUGCAGCAGAAGCGCUGGCUCACGCCUACUUUGCUCAGUAUCACGACCCGGACGAUGAGCCAGUGGCAGACCCCUACGACCAGUCUUUUGAAAGCAGAGAACUUGAGAUAGAAGAAUGGAAAAGCCUGACUUACGAUGAAGUAAUCAGCUUUGUGCCACCGCCGCUUGACCAAGAGGAGAUGGAGUCCUGAGAAACUGCUCUCUUCUGCUCGUCCCACUUCACUGUGAGGGGAAGGCCUUUUCAUAGGGACUCUCCAAUUAUCGUUCAAGUGCCUCGUCACAACAAUAUUCUCCUUGGUGGAGGGGUUUUGUGUGUGUUGA